Molecule: messenger RNA, 1368 nt
Organism: Malania oleifera
Lineage: Eukaryota; Viridiplantae; Streptophyta; Magnoliopsida; Santalales; Ximeniaceae
Product: ras-related protein RHN1
Exons: 8
Coding region: 355-954 (199 amino acids)
Molecular function (GO): GTPase activity; GTP binding
Source: RefSeq, a predicted model, not a curated record
GCCCAUAUCCAACGGUCCGUAUUUGGAUCAGUUCCUCCAAGAUGGGUCAACCCAUGAGGUCUAACUUUUCGCGUGCGCGGAUGCAGAAGUGCCGGUCGCCAGAGCUCCGUUGACCGCCGCGUCAGCUCAGACCGCGGGGCCGUAAACCAGAAGGAAACCAAAUACUAUUUGGGUCUUUCUGAAGUUUCUUUUUACUUCCCUUGCAUAAAACGAAACGCGUUCCUCAUUCGCAUCUCCUUCUUCAUCCAGGAUUCCUGAUCACCUCCUAAUUCCUCUGUACGGAUCACUUGGGUGAAAGAACUUCUCUGCGAAUUUUCAUCACUUUUCAACUCAAAUCUUUGCUUGAUUUUCCAUAUGGCCACGAUCGGUCACAACAAUCUCAAUGCAAAACUUGUUCUGCUCGGUGACAUGGGAGCUGGAAAAUCGAGUCUCGUCUUGCGCUUCGUCAAGGGCCAGUUCCUCGAAUUUCAGGAAUCGACGAUUGGAGCAGCAUUCUUCUCCCAGACGCUAGCAGUGAAUGAUGCGACUGUGAAGUUUGAAAUAUGGGACACAGCUGGGCAGGAGAGAUAUCAUAGUUUGGCACCCAUGUACUACAGAGGGGCUGCUGCUGCCAUCAUCGUUUAUGACAUUACUAGCACUGAUUCGUUUGAGCGGGCAAAGAAGUGGGUGCAAGAACUUCAGAAGCAAGGUAAUCCUAACAUGGUUAUGGCCCUUGCUGGAAACAAAGCUGAUUUGGAAGAAAAAAGGAAAGUGGCCGCUGAAGAGGCACGUGCAUAUGCCCAGGAGAAUGGUCUGUUCUUCAUGGAGACUUCUGCCAAAACUGCCAUCAAUGUCAAUGACACAUUUUAUGAAAUAGCUAAAAGAUUGCCCCGAGCUCAGCCACCUCAGAAUCCAGCUGGCAUGGUUCUUGUGGACAGACCUGCAGAGAGAUCUCAAUCUGCUUGCUGUUAUUAGGAAUUAUGCUGUCAUUGCCUGGCUCCAACCCCGUGGUUGGGAAGUGUGAAGAACUUUCUGGGCGGUUGAUUGUUAAUUGCUUGGCUAAUAUUAAGGGUUCCAAUCUAACUUUUCGCCUACUGAGAAUACUUCUUUUGCUACAUACUGUUACUGUGAACGAAUUUACGGUGGACAAGCUUCAUGUGUAGAAAUUGUAAUGUGUUAAUUUGUAUAUAGAACUUAUGGAUGCCUAUCAUCAAUGUAUACUCGAGCAGCUGGCAGACUUACCCCGCCCCCCACAAUACAAAUCCUGCCACUCCCCUUUACCCCUAUCUUCCUUUUCCCACCAGGAACAAAGGGGAAAAAAUUGUAUUGAACAAGGGUAACAAAAGACCUGUUAAAUGCAUAGGCGAUUAAUAAUUGCAAAUCCAAAAA